This is a messenger RNA of Monodelphis domestica (gray short-tailed opossum), 2593 nucleotides long. It is a transcript of the gene PLIN5, whose product is annotated as perilipin 5. Lineage: Eukaryota; Metazoa; Chordata; Mammalia; Didelphimorphia; Didelphidae. Gene Ontology annotation, cellular component: lipid droplet; cytosol. Gene Ontology annotation, biological process: lipid storage; positive regulation of triglyceride storage. The record is from RefSeq and is a predicted model, not a curated record.
GGGUGUCCCCGGAGGGAGUCCCUAUAAGGCGGGGUAAGCACCGGGACUCUAGGGAGCUGAGAAUGGGGUCCGGCAGAGGUGGGAGGUGAAGGUGUGGAAGCCCCCAAGAGACAGCCAGACAGCCACCCUGGAAGUGGAGGGACCCUCGGGGGGCAUUGCCCAGAGUGACCCCUUGGCCACCAUGUCAAAAGGAGAGGAAGAGCAAACAGCAGAUCCUGUCGCACUGGAAGAGGAGCAGCAGCCCCAGGAUGAAAGCCUAGUGAACCGAGUGGUCAAUCUGCCUCUGGUCAGCACAACCUAUGCCAAGGCAUCAGCCAUGUACAGCUCUACCAAGGAAAAUCACCCUUAUCUGAACUCUCUGUGUAAAGUGGCUGAGCGUAGCCUUCAAGGCCUAACCACCAGAGCCUUCCAAGGGGCCCAGCCUUUCCUCACCCUUCUGGAGCCACAGAUUGCUUCAGUGAACAGAUAUGCCUGCAGGGGCCUGGACAAGCUGGAGGAGAAGUUGCCCUUCCUCCGGCAACAGUCUCAGGAGGUGGUGACAUCAGCCAAGGACGCAGUGACCAGCAGCGUAACUGGAGUGGUGGGCCUGGCCCACAGGAGUCGUCGAUGGAGUGUGGAUCUGACCCGCUCAGUGGUGACCAGUGGUGUAGACACAGUAAUGGGCACCCGCAUGGGGCAGAUGGUGACCAACGGUGUGGAUGUCAUGCUGGACAAGUCUGAAGAACUCAUUGAUCACUUUCUACCCAUGACUGAUGAGGAACACGAUGAGCUGGCCACGGCCGCGGCAGCUGAAGGGGGCGCCCCGGCCCCAGGGGCAGACCAGAGCCAGCCCGGCUACUUUGUUCGGCUGGGAUCGCUGUCAUCUCGACUCCGCCAGAGGGUCUACCAGCACUCGCUGGGCAAACUCCGCCAGAGCAAGCACCAGGCCCAGGAAUCUCUGACCCAGCUACAGAACGCUCUGGAGAUGAUCCACUGCAUGAAGCAUGGCCCCGAUCCCACCUUCCAGGGGGGCCAGGGAAGGUUGCAGGAGCUGUGGCAAGACUGGAGUCACCAGGAUAAGGAAUGCCACCGGAGCCAGGUGGAAUCCCAGACCCUGGACCUGUCCCGAGACCUGACUCAGGAGCUACAGGCCACAUGUGGGACUCUGGCAGCUAGCGUGCAGGGACUGCCCCCAGCCAUCCAGGCCAAGGUGCUGGAAGUCCAGCAGAGCGUGGAGGAGUUGCACCGGGCCUUCUCGGCCGCCCGCUCUUUCCACGAUCUGCCGCCGGCCAUUCUGGCAAAGGGCCGGGGCCACGUGGCACAGGCUCACACCACUGUGGAUGAGCUCCUGGAUUUCGUCCUACAGAGCAUCCCCCUGCCCUGGCUGGUGGGGCCCUUCUCCCCCUUAAUAGUGGAGCGGGCCUGUACCCCACAGGACCUGAUGGACCAGGUCGAUGAGGUGGUGGUGGGCCGUAGGCCUAGCUUGCUGGAGGACCGGUGGGCCGAUAUGGAUUGGGUGGCCCAGCAGGAAGCAUGGCGAGCUGCUCAUGAGGUGGGCCCGCAGGUCCCCCUGGUGGAAGUAGAAGAACCACCCACGCCCCCAAGCCAGGAGGUCAAGAAGCCAACGAUCAUGCCGGAGCUAGACUUCUAAGAGGUCUUCCCUUCUUGACCAAUGAACGACGAUCAGCUGCUGGGUUUAAAAAGGGCUAAAAGGUCAGGCGUCCCCCUUUCCUCUGCCCUGCCUGACCUCUAAGGGCCUCCCCCAAGGGGCAGAGGCCCUGAAGCCCUGUUUUUGCCAACCAGACCCUGACUGCUCGGGCCUCUCUUUGAGCCUUUGGGGAAGGAGGGAAGUCCUUGGGAGAGUGCAAGGGAAGAGAACCAGUCUGGGCCUGAGGCUGGAUGGAGAGGUGCUCAGAUGAUGACUAUAGGGAUCUCAGACUCAUCUGCAGAGGGGUGAAGAUGGAAGGCCAAGGAGGGAAUGAAAUUACCUGAGGAGGGGAACGUCAGAAGCCUGGGGAAAAGGAAGGAAGAAGCUGCCACAUCUAGAGAAAUGUCUUCUUCCUCAGGAGCCCUUUCAAAGGUGGGAAAAGCCAGUCUUUGCAGUUAUUGGUCAGUAAUUUGAAGUUCAUUCUAGACUGUGGGAUAAGUCAGAGGGAGGGAAGAAGGAAGGGAAGAGCUUGGGUUGAGAGCUGGAAAAAGAAGGGAUGAAGAAAGGGAGAGACAAAGUUCCUGAGUCCCCCAAAGCUGCUGAUUUGGGGUAGGGAGUGUAGGGAAAUGAUUUCCAAGAUCCAGUUACUCUAUUGUUCUCUUGACUCCUAUCAGUAGGGAGAGCCACCUUCAGCAGGGCCCAUCCACUUUGGGAAUAAUCUAACUUCUACUGCCCAAGACUCCAGGAGUGUAGACUAGUGCCCUUUCCUCCAUAUCAGCAUCUUUCCCUGUCUUCUAACCUUCAUCCGAGCUUGACACACUAAGAACAGGCUAACCCAGUCCAAGACGGAGGCAGGGGGCAAUGAGGUAAGAAGGGAUACUGAGGAUUGGGAGGGUGUGCAAUAAAGUGUGUGCCGUUGGCUUUUUGGGGCUGCCUCUGAAUAAAAUUGGCUUUUUGUUGGUUAAA